Fusarium fujikuroi IMI 58289 is the source of this 264-nucleotide messenger RNA. RefSeq lists its product as uncharacterized. Bases 1 to 264 code for a protein of 87 amino acids. NCBI's taxonomy places the organism in Eukaryota, Fungi, Ascomycota, Sordariomycetes, Hypocreales, Nectriaceae. The record is from RefSeq and is a predicted model, not a curated record. The transcript has a single exon.
AUGUCGCAAAAUACCGAAGCUACGAAGCGGGCUCAGCGCGCAUUGGAAGAACAUGGCCCCCUGGAAGAGGUUGAGCCUAACAUUGUCGGCAUCGAUGGGCAUCGCUUUCGUAUCAACUAUGGAGUGCCCCAAGAGGUUACAAACAGACUGAAUGCUCUCUGUGAUCAAGACGAAGUCAAGUACGAGGAUAUACCUGAUGACCUGAAGGCAUAUGAGGUGAAGGAAGAGUCGAAAGACGGCAAUGAAGAGAAUUCUGGCAAGUAG